GUCACUAAUGAAAAUGAAAAAGAACAAUAACUUUCCACUAGCCAAUAUUUUGUUCAAUUUUCUCAUCACCAUGGUACCAUAUUCAUGUCUAGGGCAAAACUCUCGACAAGACUACAUCAACGUUCACAACGCUGCCCGAGCCAAGGUAGGAGUCGGGCCCAUAAUGUGGAGCGAAAAGGUGGCGAGUUUUGCCCGUAACUAUGCCAGGCAAAGGGUUGGGGACUGCAACCUUAUCCACUCUACUAAUAGGCCAUACGGUGAGAAUCUUGCCAAGGGCGGCGAAGAUUUCACCGGUAGUGCGGCCGUGGAUUUGUGGGUCAAGGAACGACCUAACUAUAUUCAUACCUCCAACUCUUGUGUUGGUGGGCAGUGUCUCCACUAUACACAAGUGGUUUGGCGCAAUUCAACACAUGUCGGUUGCGCUAGAGUUCGAUGCAACGAUGGUUGGUGGUUCAUCUCUUGCAACUAUGAUCCUCCAGGGAACUAUAUUGGCCAACGUCCUUAUUAAAUGAAUUUGUGGAGUAGCUUUUUCUUGCUUUGUUUCAUUUUCAACGCUGAUUUCUAGUUUGAGCUCAUGACAUGCAUUUUAUUGCUUAAUUUGUGUGUUAAAAUAAGGUUUGUGUUAAUGUGUACCUUAUAAAAUUAGGACAUAU
Salvia hispanica is the source of this 653-nucleotide messenger RNA. The record is from RefSeq and is a predicted model, not a curated record. NCBI's taxonomy places the organism in Eukaryota, Viridiplantae, Streptophyta, Magnoliopsida, Lamiales, Lamiaceae.